AUGCCGGCCGCAAAUCUCAAAGGUGCCGAGGAUGAUUUCCCCGUCGGCACAGUCUUCUCAGUGUCAGGGCCUGUCAUUGUCGCCGAAAUCGAUGGUCCUAGCAUGUACGAAAUCUGCAAAGUGGGGAGUCAAGAGCUCAUCGGAGAAGUCAUCCGGAUUGAAGGCGAUAAGGCCACAAUUCAGGUAUACGAGGAGACUGCCGGUGUCUCGGUGGGGGAUCCCGUAUCGAGGACAGGCAAGCCGUUGUCCGUCGAACUCGGUCCUGGCUUGAUGGAGACAAUCUACGAUGGAAUCCAAAGGUCCCUCAGAAGUAUUGCCGGUAAAACUGAUAGCAUCUAUAUUCCCCGCGGCAUUACAGUGCCAGCCCUCGAUCGAAAGAAGAAAUGGGAGUUCACUCCAACCAUGAAAGAGGGGGAUCAUAUAACUGGGGGAGAUGUUUGGGGCAAGGUCGUAGAGAAUUCACUGCUCAACGAGCAUAGAAUUCUCCUGCCUCCACGCGCCCGUGGGAUCAUUAAAAAGAUUGCCGAGAAGGGUCAAUAUACAGUUGCAGAGCCGUUGCUCACAGUCGAGUUCAAUGGAGAAGAGAAAGAAUACAUGAUGCUGCAAGUAUGGCCUGUACGUGUUCCUCGACCGGUCGGCGAACGUCUGCCUGCUACGUCGCCAAUGGUUGUCGGUCAGCGUGUCCUAGACGCCCUCUUCCCCUCGGUUCAAGGCGGUACGGUGUGCAUCCCUGGAGCUUUCGGCUGCGGCAAGACUGUCAUUUCUCAGUCGGUGUCCAAAUUCUCGAACAGCGAUAUUAUUAUCUACGUUGGAUGUGGCGAACGAGGCAAUGAAAUGGCCGAGGUGCUAAUGGAGUUUCCCCAGCUUUCGGUCACUAUUGAAGGCCGCAAAGAACCCAUCAUGAAGCGUACAGUUUUGAUCGCAAACACUUCGAACAUGCCCGUUGCUGCUCGUGAGGCAUCCAUUUACACUGGCAUCACCAUCGCAGAAUACUUCAGAGAUCAGGGCAAAGCUGUAGCCAUGAUUGCUGACUCUACCUCAAGAUGGGCUGAGGCUUUGCGUGAAAUUUCUGGUCGACUGGGAGAAAUGCCUGCUGAUCAAGGGUUUCCGGCGUACUUAGGGACCAAGCUGGCAUCUUUCUACGAACGAGCGGGGACCUGUUCUGCCCUGGGAUCGCCACGAAGAGAAGGAAGCGUCUCUAUCAUUGGUGCGGUGUCGCCACCAGCUGGUGACUACUCAGAGCCAGUCACAUCUGUGACACUUGGUAUCGUGCAAGUCUUUUGGGGUCUUGACAAAAAGCUCGCUCAGCGCAAACACUUCCCGUCCAUCAAUACUUCUGCUUCUUAUAGCAAAUACACAACAGUCCUUGAUGAAUACUACGAGAAGCACUACACUGGAUUUCCCCAGCUUCGAGACCGUACUAAGGAGCUCUUAAGUCGUUCAGAAGAUCUUGACCAGGUUGUACAAUUGGUCGGCAAAUCUGCCUUGAGCGAUUCGGAUAAGAUUAUUCUUGAGGUUACUGCCAUGCUCAAAGACGAUUUCCUGCAACAAAACGGUUACAGCGAUUACGACCAAUUUUGUCCGUUAUGGAAGACUGAAUAUAUGAUGAAGGCAUUUGUUGGCUUCCAAGACGAGGCACAAAAAGCGGUUGCUAGCGGUGUGAGCUGGGCGAAGGUUCGAGAGAAUACUUCCGAGAUACAAUAUGGCUUGCGAAACAUGAAGUUUGAGCUACCAGAUGAUGAAGAAAGGGUAAGCAAAUCGUAUGAGGAGCUUCUGCAAUCGAUGUCGGAUACAUUCGCGAGCAUAGCCGACAAGUAG
Molecule: messenger RNA, 1818 nt
Organism: Bacidia gigantensis
Lineage: Eukaryota; Fungi; Ascomycota; Lecanoromycetes; Lecanorales; Ramalinaceae
Gene: VMA1
Product: H(+)-transporting V1 sector ATPase subunit A
Exons: 4
Coding region: 1-1818 (605 amino acids)
Biological process (GO): ATP metabolic process; proton transmembrane transport
Cellular component (GO): proton-transporting V-type ATPase, V1 domain; fungal-type vacuole membrane
Molecular function (GO): proton-transporting ATPase activity, rotational mechanism; ATP binding; ATP hydrolysis activity
Source: RefSeq, a predicted model, not a curated record